Haplochromis burtoni (Burton's mouthbrooder) is the source of this 4977-nucleotide messenger RNA. Its product is annotated as T-complex protein 11-like protein 1. The record is from RefSeq and is a predicted model, not a curated record. The coding region runs from base 2245 to 3702 and encodes 485 amino acids. Gene Ontology annotation, biological process: regulation of sperm capacitation. The transcript is spliced from 10 exons. NCBI's taxonomy places the organism in Eukaryota, Metazoa, Chordata, Actinopteri, Cichliformes, Cichlidae. Gene Ontology annotation, cellular component: acrosomal vesicle; sperm flagellum.
ACAUGAGAGAAGUCUCGAUUUAUUAUAUUAUUAGACAAGUUUUUGUACAGUUUGGUUAGCGUGUGAAUGAGAGCGAGGUGGCCGUACGUGCGGCUGGGAACAGAAGAUUGCAUUCAUUAAUUUGCCCAUUUUUAUUCACUUGAUGCUCCUUUGCCUUUUCUCACAAUGGACUCUCACAGCUCUCGAAUACAAAGCUUGAAUGCGAAGAAACCAUUUAAGCAGCCUCUUUUGUGACAUCGAUUUUUCCCUUCCAUCUGCCAGUUUUCUCCUCUGAACUUACACUGCUUACAAAUGAUUUUUUUUCAGCUGCUCUUUUUUUUUGUUGUUGUUAAAGAUUUACUAAAAUAUGAUAUUGAUUUCUUGUAUGAGAUUUGUAAAAGUACACUAAAUUAUCAAAGAAAAAAUGUGGGUACGCUGCUCUCUUUUUGUAGCAGCUCUGUUUUUGGCACUUAUUCUCUCUUUUGCUUUAAUGUUGGGGAAACGCUUCACCUAAAAGUGAGAAAUCUGGAGUGGCAUUUGUGAAGCGGUGCCAAAAAAAAGUUUAUAUGUGCAUCAAAGCUCAAGUGAGGAAGAAGAGUGUGAAUCUGUUAAGUUAUCGUUUUGCUUUUUUAACAAAAGUAUAAAAGGUGUUUGAUAUUUUGAAAUAUGCAAAUGUAUAAAGUACCAUUGGCUUGGGAAUUUUGGGUUUGUUUGUUUUCUAUGGGGAAAAAAUGUUCUUAUUUACUUGUUUUGUGGGCGCGUUUGGAAAGUUGACUUUUUUUUUGAUACUGCUUUGUUAAAUGCUUGUAUUUAUCAAAACUGUUUGUUACACAUUUUGCAGUCAUAAAUAAUUUGCUAUACAAUUCUGUGUCGGGACAUUUGUGUGUGUCUGUGGAUUUUAUUAUUUAUUUAUUUUAUUAAUGGGACACCUCUGGUUGUUAAUUUAUAUACAAAGCAUUUAAUUUCACAAAUUCCAUUUGAAUGUGCUUGUGUUUUUUGGAGCAUGUUAUCAGAAUUUUAUGACCACUGUUUCUUUCUCUUGAAGUUCCACACUCAUGAGGACCGAAACUUAAAAUGCUGAAAUAUCAUCAGUUUUAUUUAAUUAAAGAUGGAAAAUGGUUUUGAAAAUGGGCAGAUUUGGCAAUAUAUUUAGAGAUUUCUUCAAUUAAGCACCAAAGAUCUAAAUAUAACCGGGCACCAAAGCAUUUUUUUAAAGGCACAUAUUUCUUCUUUUGAUACAUGUUCAGUCUCCCUGUCACAUUAAGUAUUUAAAGAAAUAUGCUAAUCUAUAGACUGAUCACAAAUGAAAUCCAAAAACAAUUAACAAACAGAACACCAUCUGAAAUGAUGGCAUUAGUAUUAUUAUUAUUAUUGGGAUAUGAUAUAGAAAACAUGAGCUUGAGAAGACAUGCAAAAGCAAAUUAGCUUUUUAGCUCCAUUUGUGUCCAUUCCAUUAGGCCUACUUGAUGAGGGAGGUGAGGAAACUGAAUAUCAUAUAAAAUAAAUAUAAAAUCCAGUAUGUAACAAACCUGGAACCUGAACACACACACAAUAUAAAAAAAAAUUAUGGAUCGUCUGGUUUAUAAAGCAUAAAGUAAACAGAACAUACACAAAAAAAUUUGUAAUUCUAGAACAGGCCUUUUAAAAGUACUGGUGCAGCAUUUGAGUAGUUCGGUAUAACGCACUGGUUGACGGUUCACGUUCCUAAGCUGUGUACCUGCUCUUUCUCGAAAUUGGAACAAAGAUAUUUCCAGGUGUUGAGCUCUCAUAACGUUUCGUACAAUGGCUGACGGGCGGUUUCCUUUUUGUUUCCACCGAACUAUAAUGAAGAAACAGGUAGCUCUAGUUUUGUUUCAGACGCAGAGACGAGCAGCGUACAGUACAGCAAACUGCAGCACAGACACGCCCACUGUUUUGAUUUGAGAACGGACGAAACCAAAAGAAGUAGCGGCAUUUUUAAUGUCUUGUCUUUUUCAAGGUAGAAAAUAGUUUAGUUCAAUGGUUUAUUAUGUUUAUAGCUGCAUUUUUCUAUGUGACCACAGCCACGCAUACAGGAUAGAUGUUGGUGUGAAACAGGAAGAGCGUCUAUCAUUGUUUAACCAUCCCCCCCUUAUUGGUGAAAAUGGUUUAGUCCAAGUUUGAAACGACGUUUUGAACUGGAGGUUUUUAAACUGCGGAAAGAAACACUGUAACGUUUCUAACAUACUACUCACCUCUAAAACCUAUACUAUAUUCUUUAAAUAACAGCAACAGACUUCUUCUGAAAUGCCAAAUCAGAGAGAGGGAGCCACUGAUGAUUCCCCUGCUGACCUUCCCUGUCUGGAAAAACUUGACUCUCCAACAGGGAGCCCACCCACUGCCUCAUUAUCCAGUCUAAUGGAGCUGGAAAAUUGCGUUUCCAACAUGAGUCUUGCACAUGAGAUAGUGGUGAACAGAGACUUCUGCUUCAAACCCCGAAAUCCUUCUACAGACAGCCUGGAGGGUAGAGUGACAGAAAUCGUUCACCGGGCCUUUUGGGACAGUCUUCAGGAGCAGCUGAACAGCGAUCCUCCAAACUACAGCCACGCUGUCCUUCUGCUGCAGGAAGUCAAAACUAUGCUUCAGUCCCUGCUCUUGCCUGCUCACGUCAGACUGAGGUCUCAGCUUGACGAGGUGCUGGACAUGGAUCUGAUCAGGCAGGAGGUUGACCACGGGGCUCUGGACCUCCACCGACUGGCGGAAUUCGUUAUCAACACCAUGGCAUCUUUAUGUGCUCCGGUGCGCGACCCAGAAGUCAGAGCACUGCGGGAUCUCAAGGAACCUGUGGAGCUCCUGAGGGAGAUCUUCCGUGUCUUGGGUCUCAUGAAGACCGACAUGGUUAACUUCACCAUUCAAAGCCUGAGGCCUCAUCUCAUGCAGCAGGCCAUACAGUACGAGCGGGCGAAAUUCCAGCAGAUCCUGGACAAGCAGCCAGAUUCUUUGGACAAUACCACUGCUUGGCUCCAGGCAGCAGCGUCUGAGGUGGUGUCGCCGUGUGAGGCGCAGUCUGAUUCUCCCGGUCCUGACAGCCGCGGUCCUUUCAGCCCCACCGCUGUCCUCAACCGGGCCUACAUACGUCUUCUCCACUGGGACCCACAGGACCAGAAAUAUCCUGAGACCAUCCUGAUGGAUCGGGCCCGCCUGGAUGCUCUUGGUCAGCGGCUCCAGAUGUUGGUCCUGGAGGCGUCGGUGCUGCUCUUGACUAACGCUCAGUGCGGCCGCGUCGUUUUCUCCCUGCAGGGGUUUGUAGGUAAACUCAGGCAGUCCAUCACUGCCCUGCUGGAGGGCAGUCACACAAGGGAAGCUGACCUGAAGGGGGCCUUGUUGGGGAUUGGGGAGAUAGUAUUGCAGCAGAUGUCUGAAGCGCUGGCUACUCAGGGAGGAGCAGCCCUGCCGGAGGAGAGCCAGGAUCUGCUGAAGGGACAAAUAUCUGAGCUGUGGAAACACAACAACCCAGUCUGCGUGCUUAUAGGAGAAAGGGUACAGGGUUUCCUCCAGGACACGCUGCGGGGCGGCCCUGCUAAAAGGAGUCCAGAGCUGCCUGCUCCCCUCGGGCUGCUGAGUGCUGAGCUAGUUGAGCUGGGGACGGCCUUUGGGCGAAUCGUCCACUUCAACCAAACAGUCUUUGGUCCCUUCUAUGCGCCCAUCCUCAGGAAACUGCUGUUCCAGCCAGUAGGGGCCGAGGCUGGGGAGGACUCGCGCUAAACUGAGGCUGACCCUUUCAGUUUGUAGCUACAUUCUUAGGCAAUUUAAAGAAACAAAGGCACAGAACCAAAAUCCUGUGUUGCCUUAUACAUAUUUACUGCCUUGAAAAAAACAAACACGUGAAAGAAAUUUUAGUAAUUCUGACCCAGGUGAAAGCUAUAAUUAUUAUAUUUAGCCAUUUUAAGACGCUGAAUGUGAAUGGUUUUAGAAAUCAGAGCACCAAAGAACAUAUGAUGAGUCUGUAAAUAAUACUUAAGCUUUAAUAUGUAGCUCUUCAUGUUGAAAAAUGUUUAUGAGUAACUUACCAAAGACAGCAUGCACCUUUUCAAUAUUUUUAUUAUUUUAUUUUUUUUCUUCUUGAAUCAAAAAUAUACUUGUGUUUCUUUCAGUCGUUGACAUUGGAGCGGGUAUGUGCUACUAAACAAAUACCAAAGUGAUAUAUUUUUUCCACCAGCCAUUCAAAGACAUGAAAACACGUGAGCUUGAAAGAAAUUAUCGUUCACCUUGUUACAUUUUAAGCAAUAUUUCAGAAAAAAACUGUUACAGGAUGCACAUACAAUGGGAUAAGUUAAAUCCUAAAGAGGUCUUAUUUUAAAAUCUGUAUUUUUUUUUCUUUUUAAAAAAUACUAAUACGGUUUUUAGUAUUUUUUCCCCCAUUACAUGUUAUUGUAGUGAAGCUUACAAGAGUCCUGUUUUAAAUGUAUGUACACGCUAACAUUUCAAAUGUUUGGAGUGACUGUUUGGAGCUAUAGCUGACUGCCAACAAGCAAAGGAAGUAUUCAGAAACCAAUUUGUGCCCUUUUAUUUGCUUCUGGCACUAUUUUUGUAACCCAUUAACAAACUGUAUAAAAAAGAUGGACAUAGCCCUGGGGUCUAUAAAGUAAAGCCAGUGCAUAAACGGCUUAAACCUAGAUUCUUUAUAAUGGCCAACAGGGGCCAAUUCUGGAAGCAGUCAAAGUCAGACAGUGUACAAGUGAGGAAAAACUGCAGUUCCUUUAGUGACCACUUGUGUCUCCAUUGACUCUCAUGUUUAAUCCACAAUCUUGGUACAAAAACAGAUUUGGUCACAACUAUACAGUUUCCCCCCCCCCCCGCUCAUACAAUAAAUAAUAAUUAUAAAUGCAGAAGCAGACAGUUGGUGAUUUCAUUGGUCGCUACCUUAGUGAUGCACCCAAUUGUGAUGAUACGAUACCUGGUAACUUGUAUUUGUUUUUUAAUAAAAGACUUAUUAUACUUUCAAAUAUACUUUUCAUAAAUAAAAUGUUAUGCGUCUAA